CUGUUUACCCAUAACUACCCAUCCAAAGCUACCAAACAAACACCCCGCUCAACGCGUAUUCUCUACAACUACCAUCACCAUGUCUGGCUUCAGCAACACCGACACCGGCUCCAAGACGGCCGACCCCUACACGCAGAAGAACCUCGAGGAGCCCUCUCUUAAGGAGAAGUGCGAGGACCUGCUCAACUUUGUCGACAAGACCAAGUUCUGCCUGUUGACCACACAGGCCGCAGACAGCGAUCUCUUGGCCUCAAGAGCCAUGGCCGUCGCUGCAAAGGAGGGACACGGCUUCGACCUCCUCUUCCACACCAACACCGAGUCCGGCAAGACCGACGACCUCAAGGAGCACAAGUCCGUCAACGUCGGCUUCAUCAACAACUCGGGCGAGUGGGCAUCCAUCUCCGGCCACGCCUCCAUUGAGACAGACCGCGAUGUUGUCCGCAAGCACUACUCACCAGCGCUCAAGGCCUGGAUUGGCGACCUGGGUGACGGCAAGCACGACGGUGGCCCAGAGGACCCGCGCAUUGGCAUCAUCCGCGUCAAGGUCAGCACCGCACAGUACGCCGUGUCGAAGCGAACACAGAUUGGCGGUCUUGUUGAGCUAGCGAAGGGCAUCGCGACUGGUGAGGCACCAAACGUCAACAAGCUGAGGCAUCUUGACGAGGCCGAGAUCCAGCAGUACAGGUCGCAGUAGAUGUAGAUUGGUCAGUCUCAAGAUACUCCGGAAAGGGGAAACAUGUAGAAGCAUGAUGACCCAGAAGUAAUCAAAUAAUAAACAUACUUCCCACCACC
Messenger RNA from Alternaria rosae, 792 nucleotides. RefSeq lists its product as uncharacterized. NCBI's taxonomy places the organism in Eukaryota, Fungi, Ascomycota, Dothideomycetes, Pleosporales, Pleosporaceae. The coding region runs from base 80 to 694 and encodes 204 amino acids. The transcript is spliced from 3 exons. The record is from RefSeq and is a predicted model, not a curated record.